Lynx canadensis (Canada lynx) is the source of this 2113-nucleotide messenger RNA. It is a transcript of the gene GDF10, whose product is annotated as growth differentiation factor 10. Lineage: Eukaryota; Metazoa; Chordata; Mammalia; Carnivora; Felidae. The record is from RefSeq and is a predicted model, not a curated record. Gene Ontology annotation, biological process: osteoblast differentiation; SMAD protein signal transduction; BMP signaling pathway. Gene Ontology annotation, molecular function: growth factor activity; cytokine activity. Bases 1 to 1434 code for a protein of 477 amino acids. The transcript has 3 exons. Gene Ontology annotation, cellular component: extracellular region.
AUGGCCCGUGGCCCUGCUGGGACGAGCCCGGGAAGGCGGCCCCAACUGUUGCCGCUGCUGCCUCUGCUUCUGCUGCUGCUCCGGGACGCGGGCGGCAGCCACCCGGCCCCCGCCUGGUCCGCCUCGCCUGCAGCCUCUGAUGGUCUGGCUGGGAUCAAGGACCCCUGGCGGUCCCUGGGGGACGCGGCCACCACUCUGGGCCCCGGCGCCCAAGACAUGGUCGCUGUCCACAUGCUCCGGCUUUAUGAGAAAUACAGUCGGAGGGGCGCGAGGCCAGGAGGGGGCAACACGGUUCGCAGCUUCCGGGCCCGGCUGGAAGUGGUCGACCAGAAGGCUGUGUAUUUCUUCAACCUGACUUCUAUGCAGGAUUCAGAAAUGAUCCUCGCGGCCACAUUCCACUUCUACUCAGAACCUCGGUGGCCCCGGGCACGAGAGGCCCCAUGCAAGCAGCGGGCCAAGAAUGUGUCCUGCCGCCUACUGCCCCUGGGCCUGCCCGCUCGCCAGCACCUUCUCUUCCGCAGUCUCUCUCAGAACACGGCCACACAGGGGCUGCUCCGCGGGGCCAUGGCCCUGGCGCCCCCGCCUCGGGGACUGUGGCAGGCCAAGGACAUCUCCCCCAUUGUCAAGGCAGCCCGCCAAGAUGGCGAGCUGAUCCUCUCUGCUCAGCUGGAUCCUGGGGAGAAGGCCCCAGGGGUGUCCAGGCCCAGCCCGCACGCACCCUACAUCCUCAUCUACGCUGACGACCUGGCCAUCUCGGAGCCUAACAGUGUGGCAGUGACACUACAGAGAUAUGACCCCUUCCAGGCUGGGGACCCGGAGCCCGGCGCUGCCCCCAACAGCUCGGCGGACCCCCGCGUGCGCAGGGCCACGCAGGCCACCGGACCCCUCCAGGACAACGAGCUGCCAGGGCUGGACGAGAGGCCGGCACACGCCUCCCACGCCCAGCACUAUCACAAGCACGAACUGUGGCCCGGCCCUUUCCGGGCGCUGAAGCCGCGGCCUGGGCGCAAGGACCGCCGGAAGAAGGGCCCGGAUGUGUUCAUGGGCUCCUCGAGGGUGCUGGACUUCGACGAGAAGACGAUGCAGAAAGCCCGGAGGAAGCAGUGGGCCGAGCCGAGGGUCUGCUCCCGCAGGUAUUUGAAGGUGGACUUCGCAGACAUCGGGUGGAAUGAAUGGAUCAUCUUGCCCAAGUCCUUCGACGCCUACUACUGCGCCGGCGUGUGCGAGUUCCCCAUGCCCAAGAUGGUCCGCCCGUCCAACCACGCCACCAUCCAGAGCAUCGUCAGGGCUGUGGGCAUCGUCCCAGGCAUCCCAGAGCCUUGCUGCGUUCCCGACAAGAUGAACUCUCUUGGGGUCCUCUUCCUGGACGAGAACCGGAACGUGGUUCUGAAGGUGUACCCCAACAUGUCUGUGGAGACCUGUGCCUGCCGGUAAGACCAGCCACUGCGGGUGGAAGGAAAUCUCCGCCCCACCCCACAUCCAGCAGGGUAGCAUCCUCAGGGCCUUCUGGGGUAAGGCCUUGAUGAGGGAUGCAGCUGUAUAUGUGGGGCAGAGCUCAGAGGCACCCUGGCUGGGUCCCAGAAAGAUCUGUCCCCUGGGGCACAUUCUGGGGUCUCUCAUUGCCAAUGACUUAGCCCCCCUACAUGCCAGUCUGAAUCCCCUGAAGGAAUCUGGGAAUUAGGGCUCGCCUGAAGGCUGCCCAUUGCCCAUCCCCUCUGCUCUGAAGACCCGAAAGCCGGAUGUGUCUGUAGUGUUGGCUUUUGUGACCAUCAUCUCAAAACCUUGGGAGAAGACUGCAAACUUGAGGGCACCUGCUGUCUUCACAAGAAAGAACCUCUGUUUAAAGAAUCCGUUUAAAACACUCUGGGCCACAUACUGAUUCUGGAAAACAGGGCCUAAAUAACGGUAUAAACUUCCAAACUCUGCUGCAAAAGCUUUCACAGAAGCCGUAUGCACCUAUAACCAAUUUUGGUUUCUUUUUCUUAAUAUAUAUUUUAUUUUAAAACAAAGAGGAGGGGGUGGACGCCAUUCCCCGCAGAGGUAAUCAUGCCGGUUAAGUGUGCAUUGUUUAAACAUGUUUAUUGAAAUAACACCUACAAUAAUAUGUUGGAAU